AUGAGUUCUAAUCCACCACCCCCAUUGAAUAGAAAUUCUUCAGUAUCUUCAAAAAAUGGUAAAAACUUAUUUGUUGCUCAUAGACGUUCACCAUCUGAUUUAACAAGUUUAAUGGCAGAACAAUAUGAAUUACAAAAACAACUUGAAUCAAAUAAAUUACAACAACAACAAUUGCUUUCAAAUCAAAAUUUUCAACAACAACCUCAACAAUAUUCAAGUCAUUCACGUUCUGGUUCAAUUAAUAAUCGUAGUGCUCCAGGUACUGCUCAUGGUCAUUCAAGAAGACAUAGUCUUGGUCUUGAUGAAGCAAAAAGAUUGGCGAAUGAUAAACGUAAUAAUAAAAAUUCUCCAACUAUUGAUUCAGCUGUUAGCACAACACAAAAUUUCACUUUUCCACCUCAAGAAAAUAUUCUUCAAAGUCCAAGACAUGGUCAACAACAACAACAACAAUCAUUUAAAUUUCCACCUCCACCAAAUUCCGAAAAUAAUUUAAUGCCACCACCCACUAUUAAUUUUCAAUCACCAUCUCAUAAUAGAAAAGGAUCACAUUAUAGAUCAAAUUCACGUGGUGGUGGGGGUGCUAAUAUGGACAUAAACUGGAGAUCUCCACAACAACAGCAACAACAACCGCAACAACAACAACCGCAACAUAAACAAUCUUCAAGUCUAUUAGAACCUCCUUUAAAUUUUGUUCCUGGACAUAGAUCAAGAAAUUCAUCAUAUGGAGGUUCAACUUCAAGUUUACAACAAUUUUUACCAAAUCAACAAAAUAAUAAUCAACAAGGUAAUACUCGUAAAAGUUUAUUUGCACCAUAUUUAGCUCAAGCAAGUUUACCAGAUUUAAUCAAUGAAGGAAGAUUGGUUACAGGUACAUUAAGGGUUAAUAAAAAGAAUAGAUCUGAUGCAUAUGUUUCAACUGAUGGUUUAUUAGAUGCUGAUAUUUUUAUUUGUGGUUCAAAAGAUCGUAAUCGUGCAUUAGAAAAUGAUUUAGUUGCAGUUGAAUUAUUAAUUCCAGAAGAAGUUUGGGAAUCAAAGAAAGAAAAAGAAGAGAAAAAGAGAAGAAAAGAUAAUACUUUCCCUUCUAGACCCCUUACUGAAGAUAUUCAUAAUGAUGCUACUUCAAAUGAUAGUCAAGAAAAAGAAUUACCUUCUGAAUUACAUCGUCAAGGUAGUCUUAAAACAAGACCUACUCUUAAGAAAAACGAUGAUGUUGAAGUUGAAGGACAAUCGUUAUUAUUGACAGAAGAAGAAGAAAUUAAUGAUCAACUCAAACCUUUGUAUGCUGGUCAUGUUGUUGCUGUUGUUGACCGUAUCCCUGGUCAAUUAUUUGCUGGUACAUUAGGUUUAUUAAGACCUGCUCAAGCUGCUCAAGCUGCAAGAGAUAAGAAAAAUGGUACUGACUCAUCAGUUGUGACUCCAAAAAAUCCAAAAAUCGUUUGGUUUAAACCAAUUGAUAAAAAAGUUCCAUUAAUAGCAAUACCAACUGAACAAGCACCAAAAGAUUUUGUUGAAAAUAAUGAAAAAUAUUCUAAUCAAUUAUUUGUUGCUUCAAUAAAAAGAUGGCCAAUUACUUCCUUGCAUCCAUUUGGUACUCUUGUUUCAAAAUUGGGUCCAAUUGAUUCACCAGAUACUGAAGUUGAUAGUAUUUUAAGAGAUAAUAAUUUCUUAUGUGAUGAAUAUCCAGAUGAUAAUGAAGGAGUUACUACAAAUGUUUAUGAUUUACCCGAACCGAUUUUUGAAAAUAGAGUCGAAUAUUUAAAUGAUUAUAUAAUUGCAUUUACACAAAAUGGAGAGUUUACAGACAUUGCUUUACAUGUUAAAAGAACUUCCAAUACUAAAAUAGAAUUAGGUGUUCAUAUUGCUGACGUUUCAUAUUUUAUCAAACCAGGUUCUCCAUUAGAUAGAAAAUCCAAGAAAAGAUCUUCAUCAGUUUUCUUACCUCAAAAAUCAGUCCAUCUUUAUCCAAAACAAGUUAAUAAAUUAAUUUCGUUCAAAGAAAAUGAAAAAAAUUUAGCAAUAUCUGUUGUUUUUGAAAUUGAUACAACAAAUUUUGAAGUUGAAGAUUUAUAUAUUCAUGAAUCAGUCAUUGUACCAAAACAAUUGGUUAGUUUUGAUUCAUUUGAUCAAAUUCUUGAAAAUAAACCAAUUGAAGGGAUUUCAUCUGCUACAUCUGACUAUAUUAAAACACUUAGUUUAAUUUCUAAAGAAUUUAGACGUCAUCGUUUAGAAAAUAGAUCUUUGGGUAUUGAACCUAACUUAACAUUACUUGAUCAAUUGGAUGAUGAAAAAGUAAGACUUAAUUUAAACAUUUUCAAAGAUUCUUUAGCGUUUGAUGUCAUUUCAGAAAUUAUUCAUAAAGUAAAUCAUGCAAUUGCUGUUAAGAUUCAUUCAAAAUUAGGUGAUCAAGCAUUUUUAAGAAGACAUCCAUUACCAACAUUACAAAAGAUGGAAACAUUUGUCAAAAAAGCAAACAAUUUAGGAUUCAAAGUUGAUACAACAACUUCAGCAACAUUACAAAAUUCGAUAUUACUGAUUGAUGAUCCUGUAAAAAGACAAUGUGUUGAAACAUUAUUAUUUAAAUGUAUGUCAAGAAGUAAAUAUUAUGUUGCUGGUAAACAAGAUAGUGAUACUUAUUUCCAUUAUUAUUUCAAUUUACCUUUAUAUACUCAUUUUAAUGCACCAUUAAGAAGAUAUGGUGAUUUAAUAGUUCAUAGACAAUUAAAACAAGUACUUUCAAACCAAUUUGAGGAAAAAGAUUUGGAUUCAUUGAAAGCUGCGGCUGAUUAUUGUAAUUUCAAAAAAGAUUGUGCAUCACAAGCUCAAGAACAAGCAAUUCAUUUGUUAUUGUCACAAACUAUUAAUGAAGUUAGUGAAUCUGCAGGUCAAUUAUUAUGUAUGGGUACAGUUGUACAAGUUUAUGAAUCUUCAUUUGAUGUUUUUAUUUCAGAAUUUGGUAUUGAAAAAAGAGUUCAUGGAGAUCAGUUGCCUUUAGUUAAAGCAGAAUUUGAUAAAACAAAUAGAAUUUUAGAAUUAUAUUGGGAAAAAGGUGUUGAUGUUGCAACUUAUAUUCCACAAGAUGAAAAAUCUUCAUUAAGUUAUCGUAAUUCAAUUAAAAAUAAAUAUCGUACAAGUUCACUAGAAGCUGCAAAAUUACAAAAUAAAACAAUUUUGGAUAUUUUUAAAACAGAUUCUAUAAUUGAAAAAUUAUCAAAAUUAAAUUUAGAACCACCAAAAUUGUUAAUACCACAAUUGAAACAAAAUUAUGAAAAAAAUUCAAAAUCAAUGCCAAAUUCUCCAACUCAAGAAGUUCCAAAGAAUUUAAGAACAAAUUCAUCAUCAGUUGUAGCUGAAGAAUCUGAAAAAGGUUUAGCACCUUAUAUACAAGAUGUAACAACUAAAAUUGAAGGUGAAAAUCACAUUCAAGUUAUUAAAGAAUUAAGUCAAGUACCUAUUUUACUUAGAGCUGAAAUUGGUUUGGCAUUACCUUGUCUUACCGUAAGAGUUUUAAAUCCAUUUACCGAAUAG
Messenger RNA from Insectozyma verbasci, 3525 nucleotides. The record is from the annotation of a GenBank genome assembly. NCBI's taxonomy places the organism in Eukaryota, Fungi, Ascomycota, Pichiomycetes, Serinales, Debaryomycetaceae.